Molecule: messenger RNA, 1500 nt
Organism: Zygotorulaspora mrakii
Lineage: Eukaryota; Fungi; Ascomycota; Saccharomycetes; Saccharomycetales; Saccharomycetaceae
Gene: CRH1
Product: transglycosylase
Exons: 1
Coding region: 1-1500 (499 amino acids)
Biological process (GO): fungal-type cell wall organization; carbohydrate metabolic process
Cellular component (GO): fungal-type cell wall
Molecular function (GO): hydrolase activity, hydrolyzing O-glycosyl compounds; glycosyltransferase activity
Source: RefSeq, a predicted model, not a curated record
AUGGUUCAAAAAAGAGGGCUUCUAUCGCUCAUUGGUUUAGUUUCACAAAUAGUUUAUGCAGACGACAGCAGCAGUACUGUGCAGGCUGUGGAAUCUGCUACCGCCGCUGCUUGCAAUCCUGUGAAAACCAGUGGUUGUGCAGCAGAUAAGGCACUAGCAGGAAGCUUCUCCGAAGAUUUUACAUCUGAAUCUAAGUAUUUCUUCAGCGAUGGUAAUCCUGGCAACAUUUCGUACAGUUCUGACGGCGUAGCGCUCACGCUCGGGAAGAGAUUUGAGAAUCCAGGUUUGACAUCCAACUUUUACAUCAUGUUUGGUAAGGUUGAAGUUGAGAUGAAGGCGGCUCCUGGUCAAGGUGUCAUCUCUUCCUUUUUCUUGCAGAGUGAUGAUUUGGAUGAAAUUGAUUUAGAAUGGGUGGGUAGCGACAAUACACAAUGGCAAUCGAACUACUUCUCUAAGGGUGAUACAACAACCUAUGAUAGGGGUGCGUUCCAUGGCGUUGAUGCUCCAGUCGAUAAAUAUCAUAACUAUACUUUAGAUUGGGCAAUGGACCAAACCACCUGGUCCUUGGAUGGUCAAGUGGCGAGGACGCUUUCCAACACUUCUAGCGAGGGAUAUCCUCAAUCUCCUAUGCAAAUCAAGUUCGGUAUCUGGGCCGGUGGUGACCCAAGCAAUGCGCCUGGUACUAUUGAAUGGGCUGGUGGUGAAACUGAUUACUCCAAGGCUCCAUUUACCAUGAACAUAAGGAGGCUCGUUGUCACGGACUACUCCACUGGUACUCAAUACAGCUACAGCGAUCAAACUGGCUCUUGGGAAUCUAUUGAAGCAGAAAAUGGUUCUGUCUACGGUAGAUACAACGAAGCUCAAUCUGAAUAUUCUGAAUUAACUGGGGGAGGACAAAUAGCCUCUAGUGCAAGUGUAAGUCCGACGUCUACAUCAUCGAGUUCAUCAGUUUCAAGUUCCAGUGUCUCUUCCAGUGCAUCUGUUUCGAGUUCCAGUGUUUCUUCCAGUUCAUCUGUUUCGAGUUCCAGUGUCUCUUCCAGUUCGUCUGUUUCGAGUUCUAGUGUCUCUUCCAGUUCGUCUGUUUCGAGUUCUAGUGUCUCUUCCAGUUCAUCUGUUUCGAGUUCCAGCUCAUCUUCCAGCACUAUCGCUUCUUCCAGCACAUCUGGUUCUAGCUCAUCUGAAGUUAGCUCAUCCUCAAGCAUCAGUGUAAGUGAUGCAAGUUCCAUUCAGUCCGCCCCAACUACCCCAAGCGCUGCUAGGAGCACUGCAGUUCCAAACAGCAUCCCAGAAAGCCAAUCCGUUUCUGUCGUAUCAUCGGGUACAGCAACAGACGCAGCUGCAGCUGUCACUUCCUCCAUUAUGAGCAUCCAAACUAGCACAACUGAGCAACAAUCAUCUAUUGCAAGCCUUGUUCCAAGCCUAAACGGGGGCUAUAAUUUUGUAUCUUCGCAGAACUGGUACAAAUUCCUUCCUGUAAUGGGUCUAAUUUUUGCAUUUUAA